GGACAUGAACAAGAUGAUGAGAUGGUAAACUUGACUGCACAUUUAUUUCACGAGGAAGGAAACGUUUGAGCUGGAAAACUGGACUCUCCGGGGCAAACAAAAGGGGAAGGGAUCUUAUCACAGAGUUGGAUUCCCGGCGGUCCAAUUGCCAUGGACGAGCAGUUCAUCCUCCGCGUGCCCCCAUCCGUGGCGGAGCGGAUCGAGCGUCUUAUGAGCGAAUCUGCCGCCGGCUCGUCCUCCAACCCCGACGACGCCUCCCUCGACCUCUCCUUCUCAGAGGAUGGAAGGAGUGGCACAUUUAUGAUUGGUAACCAGAGGUUUCCUGCAUCUCUCUUGGAUCUCCCAACCGUUGUGGAGUCAUAUAAGACAUAUGAUGAUUCCUUUUUAGUUAAAACUGCUGAUGUUGGUCAGAUGGUAAUGGUAAGAGAAGAAGAUGAUCCUGCUCCAGAAGGAGUUGAAUACAAGCAUGGACUUACUCCUCCAAUGAGGGAUGCACGCAGGCGACGUUUUCGCAGAGAGCCUGACUUGAGUGCAGAGCUUGUUCACCGAGUUGAGAAGGAUCUUAUGAGUAUUAUGCAAGGAGUGCCUGUCAACCAGAAUGCUAGUGCAACUGGACGUGGUGAAGGCGGUGAUCGCAAGAAAGCUGCACCAGCUCCUGUACCCAAGCCUGACGUUCAAGAGCCUGCUGCAAAUCGCGAAGAAGCUGACGCUGAUAGGAGCGACUCUGAUGAGUCGGACAGCUGAAGUGGACCAGAAUAGACAGUGCAGCUUCAGUUGGCCGAGCAAACCCAGUGUAUGUAUAUAAGGCAAUUCAGAUCAAAGAAUGCGCGCGCUUGUUGUCUUCUCCUGUACUGACUAUCAUCUCAUCAGCAAUAAUAAGAGUAUGACUUUGCAUUC
Molecule: messenger RNA, 897 nt
Organism: Hordeum vulgare subsp. vulgare (domesticated barley)
Lineage: Eukaryota; Viridiplantae; Streptophyta; Magnoliopsida; Poales; Poaceae
Product: transcription initiation factor TFIID subunit 7-like
Exons: 5
Coding region: 151-744 (197 amino acids)
Biological process (GO): transcription initiation at RNA polymerase II promoter; RNA polymerase II preinitiation complex assembly
Cellular component (GO): transcription factor TFIID complex
Molecular function (GO): RNA polymerase II general transcription initiation factor activity
Source: RefSeq, a predicted model, not a curated record